AUGAGCGUGUCGACACCGCUCCUGCAAACUAUAGAACCUGAUGAGCUCAUCGAGGAGGCCCCUUCCGGCAACAUCAAUGCUCAGGCUGCAUCGAAGUCCCCGGCAGUCGUCCUUACCCCAGGUGCUCGCCCGACCGCGUCGCAGCCACUGGCAACAAACGAAAACGAUGCAGAGUCUGGCAUAGCGGGUAUAUUCCGACAAUCAGCUCAUCCGCUGGCACUCUUCUGCCUAUACUUCUUCCGCAUAGCUGCCAUUGCUGUGUAUUUGUUCUGCGGAUUCUUCACAAGCAAUUUUGUCCUGUCGACAGUGCUUGUAGUCGUGUUGCUCGCGAUGGACUUCUGGAACUGCAGAAAUGUAGCCGGGCGGAUUCUGGCUGGGUUGAGAUACUGGAACCAGGUCGAUGAAGACGGCGAAAGCCAUUGGGUCUUUGAGAGCCGAGAUCCGUCGCGACCUGCGAACCCUAUCGAUUCCAAAAUGUUUUGGAUUGCAUUGUACGCAUUCCCCCUAUUAUGGCUAGCGCUCUUCAUCGUCUCGAUACUGAAGUUCAACGUCUCAUUCAUCCCAAUUGUGCUGGUUGCACUGGGCUUCAAUGUGUCCAAUGCUGUUGCAUUCACAUUCGCGUGA
Molecule: messenger RNA, 624 nt
Organism: Postia placenta MAD-698-R-SB12
Lineage: Eukaryota; Fungi; Basidiomycota; Agaricomycetes; Polyporales; Adustoporiaceae
Exons: 10
Coding region: 1-624 (207 amino acids)
Biological process (GO): protein secretion; vesicle-mediated transport
Cellular component (GO): Golgi membrane
Source: RefSeq, a predicted model, not a curated record